Molecule: messenger RNA, 876 nt
Organism: Cannabis sativa
Lineage: Eukaryota; Viridiplantae; Streptophyta; Magnoliopsida; Rosales; Cannabaceae
Exons: 1
Coding region: 1-876 (291 amino acids)
Molecular function (GO): catalytic activity
Source: RefSeq, a predicted model, not a curated record
AUGAGUACUCUAAGUUGGAAUUGUCGUGGGCUUGGGAACCCACGGGCCCGACAAUUCCUAGAGAACAUUGUUGUUCAAAAGAAACCCAACUUUCUUUUCUUGUGUGAGACUUUGUGUAGAAAAGAUACUAUUGAAAGGCUUAGAAUUAAACUGGGCUUUGAAGGAGCCUACUGUGUUGAUGUCCAAGGUCACAAGGGUGGUAUUGCAAUGUUGUGGCGUUACAGUGAUGGUGUGCGAUUGCUGGGCUUCUCUAACAGCCACAUUGACAUUGAAGUCGUCUCUCUCAACCUCACUCCUUGGCGUUUAACUGGUUUCUACGGCGAGCCUAAUCGAAGUCUUCGAUUCAAAUCUUGGCAAUUAAUUACCACUCUCUCUACUGAAUCUCAACUUCCUUGGUGUAUCAUAGGCGAUAUUAAUAAUGUUGGUAAUCAAAAUGAAAAAAAGGGAGGCAGACCUUACCCUUCUUCACUCAUAGAAGGUUUUCAACAUGUUUUACAAAGCUGCGAUUUGGUGGAUAUGGAGCUAAAAGGUCAUCCCUACACCUGGGAACGUGGCAAGGGAUCUGAAAACUGGGUUGAGAUUCGUCUCGACAAGGCACUGGUCACUCAUCCCUGGCUUGACACAUUUCCAAAUGCAGUCCUUACUAAUGGUGAUGUCUCUUCUUCUGAUCACACACCUAUAUUUCUUGAGCCUGCCCCUGCUAUUUCAACUGUUCCUGUUCAUCUCUUUCGCUUUGAAAAUGCCUGGACAAGGGAACCCAUAUGUGCUCAAAUUUUUUCAAUCCUGCUGGGAUUCGAAUACGCAUCUGCCACUUCAAGAAAAGAUCAACAUAUGCAGCAAACUUCUUGGCGAUUGGGGGAGAAGCUUAACCUCUGA